AUGUCUUCACCUAUUUCCUCCUACGUCUUCGACGAUCAAAACAUGACCUGGAUCACCUGUGAUCUAUGCGCAGGCUCUUUUCAGCGUGGAGCUGAUGGGACAUGUCAGGGGUGUUAUGGGACCAAACUCCGCAGAGUAUCAUAUACCUAUCUCGCUACAGGAGCAACACCCUCUCGAGUACAAGGAGGCACUGCUCCACCACCACCUCCUUCUUCAAAGGAUGACAAACCUGAUCACUCACGCGGAGGCUCAGGUGGUUUCAGCGUCUAUACUCGUCGCGCCUAA
Fusarium venenatum is the source of this 285-nucleotide messenger RNA. RefSeq lists its product as uncharacterized. NCBI's taxonomy places the organism in Eukaryota, Fungi, Ascomycota, Sordariomycetes, Hypocreales, Nectriaceae. The record is from RefSeq and is a predicted model, not a curated record.